AUGGCAUUGAUUGCCACCACUGCAAUCGUUUUCAUAUCUGGACAUAUCCGUGUGAGUUUACAUAUACUGACUAUACUCAAAAUUAAGUACAGUGACUGGGUAUUGGGUGGUGCCAAACCAAAUACAAAUUGUGAGGAUCUAUAUGUAAGCGGAGAAAGAAAUUCUGGUGUAUAUAGAAUUCGUCCAUUUGGUAACGAGAUCCAGGUUGACGUGUACUGUAACAUGGCAACAGAGGGUGGAGGCUGGACAGCAAUCCAAAGACGGAUGAGUGGAUCUGUGGGUUUCAACAGAACAUGGGCGGAGUACAAGAAUGGUUUUGGAAAUCCUCAUGACUCUUAUUGGAUUGGAAAUGACGUGAUGCAUCAUCUUACCAAGGGAAGGAACUCUUCCCUCUAUGUCUCACUUACGUUAAAACAUGGUACAACUUUGUAUGAAGUUUAUCAUCAGUUUUCCAUUUCUGAAGAAGCAGAAAAGUACAGACUUUUUCUUGGAGGACCAGCUAAUGGAACAUUAGGUGACAUGUUACUUAACACUGGCGAUUCCUCUUCUGUUCUGUCUGGGAUGUACUUCAGUACCCUGGACAGGGAUUACGACAGCAGUGGUGUAUAUAACUGUGCUGCUUACUUUGGAGGAGGCUGGUGGUUCAAUGCCUGCCAUUACGCUUGUCUCAAUGGUCCCUGGAACACAUCAGCCUGGGUUAAUCCUUGGUUUCCUAAAGUUCCAUCCGGGAUACAUGUGACAGAGACGAUAAUGAUGAUUAAGCCUCAUUAA
Saccostrea cuccullata (small rock oyster) is the source of this 771-nucleotide messenger RNA. Its product is annotated as fibroleukin-like. The transcript is spliced from 5 exons. Lineage: Eukaryota; Metazoa; Mollusca; Bivalvia; Ostreida; Ostreidae. The record is from RefSeq and is a predicted model, not a curated record. The coding region runs from base 1 to 771 and encodes 256 amino acids.